Populus euphratica (Euphrates poplar) is the source of this 1974-nucleotide messenger RNA. RefSeq names its product probable glycosyltransferase At5g20260. Bases 203 to 1756 code for a protein of 517 amino acids. Gene Ontology annotation, molecular function: glycosyltransferase activity. NCBI's taxonomy places the organism in Eukaryota, Viridiplantae, Streptophyta, Magnoliopsida, Malpighiales, Salicaceae. The transcript has 5 exons. The record is from RefSeq and is a predicted model, not a curated record.
CCGACGGUUACUAGCUUACAUGAAAAGCCUUCUGUCCACUCUCAAGAGGAGUGUACUGGCUAGUUGUGUCUUGUAAUAUGCUGCUAGCUAGCCUUCUAUUUCGGGUGUCAGAUAUGAAAAACCCACCAUGCUUCAUCUCCUACUGUGUCUAUAUCUGCACAAGAAAUUAAUAAACCCUACAAAGAACUGAAAGAGAAGUCAGAUGGCAACUUUAAGUUGCUCCCCCUUGAGUUUUCUGCUGCUAGCAGCUCUUGUUUCCACCUUGUUUUUUGUCUGCUUAGCUCCCUUCAAUUACCAAAUUAUCAAAGUUUCUGGCAGUUUGUCGUCUUUUUAUACAUAUAAUUAUACUUUUGAAAGGCUUCAACCUCUUCCCUCUCCAGUUGCACUGCAACCACCACCAAAUACCACUGUUGGAGAUGAUCAAGAAAUCACAAAUUGGAGGAACAAUGGAAAGAUUUCUGAAAGGCUUCAACCAUCACCAUCACCAUCACCAAUUUCAUUGCCAGUGCAGAACAGUUCUGUAGUUUUUAGCGCCCCCGGCAUUCCAGUAAUUACCAGGCAUGAAAAGAAAAUUAAGACAGGUUUUGAGAGAAUUGAAGAAGGCUUAGCUAUAGCAAGAGCAGCUAUUUACAAAGCAAUUCGGUCGCAAAACUCUUCAUCAUACAAGAAGGGGAGCUACGUUCCCAGAGGAGCCAUGUACAGAAACCAAUAUGCUUUUCAUCAGAGUUACGAAGAAAUGGAGAAAAGAUUCAAGGUGUGGAUUUACAAGGAAGGGGAGCUACCAGUCGUCCAUGGUGGGCCAGUGAACGACAUCUACAGCAUUGAAGGGCAGUUUCUUGAUGAAAUUGAGAGCGGCAAAAGCCAGUUUAUUGCUCGCCAUCCUGAGGAAGCACAGGCUUUUCUACUCCCCGUGAGUGUGGCCCAUAUCAUCCACUACGUCUACAGGCCUCUGAUCACCUUCUCUCGAGAUCAACUCCAGCGUUUGGUCACAGAUUAUGUUCGUGUUAUAGCUGAUAAGCACCCUUACUGGAAUAGAACCCACGGAGCUGAUCACUUCUCCGUUUCUUGCCAUGAUUGGGCACCAGAUGUUUCAAGGGCCAAUCCUGAACUCUUCAAAUUCUUCAUCAGAGCCCUUUGCAAUGCCAAUACAUCAGAAGGGUUUCAACCCCAAAGAGAUGUUUCCAUACCAGAAAUCUUCCUUCCUGUUGGCAACCUCGGACCACCCCAGGAACAUGCUCAACCCCCGAGUAAGCGUUCAAUCCUUGCCUUCUUUGCAGGUGGAGCUCAUGGUCAUAUAAGGAAGAUCUUAUUGGAACGUUGGAAAGAAAAAGAUGAUGAGAUUCAAGUUCAUGAGUACCUUACUCAAAGGAGAGAAAAAAACAAUAAUCUUUACUUUGAAUUAAUGGGUCAAAGCAAGUUUUGCUUGUGCCCAAGCGGGCAUGAAGUAGCAAGUCCUAGAGUGGUAACAGCAAUUCAAUUGGGAUGUGUUCCUGUUACCAUCUCCGAUAACUAUUCAUUGCCAUUUAGUGAUGUUCUUGAUUGGAGCAAGUUCUCUGUUGACAUUCCGUCAGAAAAGAUACCUGAUAUUAAAAUAAUUUUGAAAGGAAUUUCGGUUCGACGGUAUCUUACAAUGCAAAGAAGAGUGAUGCAAAUUCGAAGACAUUUCACGUUGAAUCGACCUGCUCAGCCAUAUGAUAUGCUUCAUAUGAUACUUCAUUCUGUGUGGUUAAGGAGGCUUAAUGUCAAGCUUCCAUGAUUAAUUUGAUCAAAGGACUCGAAACCCCUUUUCUUUUUUUGUACAUGUCAUGUCAUACCCCUUUUUAAAUUGGUUAAAUCUUUUCAUUCCAUUUGUGCCAUAACUUUCUUUUGGAGGCUAUUGUCAUCCACAUAAGGCAUGACAUAAGCAUCACUUGUAAAUUUAUUAGAGAAACUCUAUUGGUUGUUGAAGUAUUUGAAAGAGGUUUGUUCUUCCUA